This is a messenger RNA of Penaeus indicus, 2901 nucleotides long. RefSeq lists its product as uncharacterized. The coding region runs from base 1 to 2901 and encodes 966 amino acids. Gene Ontology annotation, molecular function: nucleic acid binding. Gene Ontology annotation, biological process: DNA integration. Lineage: Eukaryota; Metazoa; Arthropoda; Malacostraca; Decapoda; Penaeidae. The transcript has a single exon. The record is from RefSeq and is a predicted model, not a curated record.
AUGCAGGGACCUGAUAUGGUAAACGAGCUUAUAGGAAUCCUCAUUCGGUUCAGGGAAGGGAGGGUAGCACUGUCUGCAGAUAUUGAAGCCAUGUUCCAUCAAGUUUUGGUUGAUCCAAAGGAUCGUGAUGUCUUAAGAUUUCUUUGGUGGCCACAGGGUGACUUUGCAAGACCACCAAUACCAUACCGGAUGACCAGACAUCUUUUCGGCGGAGUUUGGAGCCCCGCAUGUGCUGCCUUUGCACUUCUUAAAACCUUGGAGAAGGGCGGGACAAGGUCCAAUAAUGCCAAACGGUGUUUUUAUGUUGAUGACCUUCUGUUAUCUACUGAAUCAGAGGAUGAGGCCAAACUGUAUGUUCAGGAAUUACAAGAAACCUUGAGGAAUGGAGGUUUUCAUUUAACAAAAUGGAUGUCCAACUCUAAGAAAGUAGUGACUGGAGUACCAAAGCAAGAAAGAAGUCCCGGUGUUAAGAAUAUCGAUCUGAUGAGAGACGAAUUACCCAUGGACAGAGCAUUAGGGGUGCUAUGGAACCUAGAAGAUGACAAUUUGAAAAUAUCAGUGACCCCUCCAGACAAGCCUCUAACCAAAAGAGGCAUCCUGAGCACCAUGAGUUCUGUAUUUGAUCCAUUGGGAUUCAUAUCUCCCUUUACUGUUAGGGCUAAGAUGAUUUUUCAAGACGAAGUACGCAGGAAAGAAGGAUGGGAUGAACAACUAUCAGAGGAAAAUGUUAAAAGAUGGACCUUGUGGCUGAAGGAACUUGAAGAUAUGAAGGAGUUCUACAUGAACCGUUGCCUACUUCCUCUUCGAUUUGGACGGCUCAUAAAUGUACAGCUCCACCACUUCUGUGAUGCUUCUACUAAAGCUUAUGCAGUAGUGACUUACGUGAGGCUGCAAGAUGACAGAGGACUCACACAGUGCAGUUUUGUCAUGUCACGCACCAGACUAGCUCCCAUUAAAGCUACCUCCAUACCCCGAUUAGAAUUGUGUGCUGCAGUUCUGGCAGCUGGUUCUGAUGCCAAGAUACGAAAGGAAAUCUCUAUGGAGAUCAGGAGUUCUGUUUUUUGGACAGAUAGCAUGAUUGUUUUGCAAUACAUCAGGAACACGUCGAGACGUUUCCAUACCUUUGUGGCCAACAGGGUGGGAAUCAUCCAAAGAAUAUCAUCACCGCAGCAGUGGCGUCAUGUGAACUCUGAGGACAACCCAGCUGAUGAUGCCAGCAGAGGAUUGUCUGCUCAAAAAUUGUUAAUGAGUGGAAGGUGGAAAAAUGGACCCAGCUUUUUAGACCUACCUGAGGACUCCUGGCCACCUGUGCCAUGUGACAAUGAUGACCUAGGUGAAGAUCCAGAAGUAAAGAGGGAGAGCACAGUCAUGAUGCUAAAGGGGAAAGAACCCAACGGAGUUGAUAAACUCCUAGAGCGGUACUCAUCUUGGUACGCUCUACAAAGAGCAGUAGCCUGGCUUCGUCGGCUCUCGGCAUGGGUAAUGGAAGGUUGCCCUAGACUGGAAACAUCUCAACUUAAAGUAACGGAACUACAGUCAGCACGAACAGCCAUCAUUAAGUAUGUACAAAGGCUUUGUUUUUGGGAUGAUAUUGAGACACUUCACAAUGGAAAACUUACCAAGAAAAGCAAACUCUACCGGCUAGAGCCAACGCUUGAUGACGAAGGUGUAAUCCGAGUUGGAGGUCGCCGUCUGAAUGAAUAUAAUGAUUGUAGUGAGAGGCCCAUCCUCCUUCCUAAAGACCACCCCAUAACGACCUUAAUUGCCCAGGAUGUACACGUAUUUGUAGCAAGACACUCAGGAAGGGAACAUACCUUGGCCAGCUUAAGGAGACAUUAUUGGAUAGUGGCAGGUCGACCCUUAAUUGAUCGCAUCCUGAGGAACUGCUUCACCUGUCGCCGGGUUAAUAGUAAACCUCUCACACAGCGACAGGGUGAAUUGCCUUUGGAGAGAAUCUCAGCUGAUAGUCCACCUUUCACCCACACUGGAGUAGACUGCUUUGGGCCUUUUAACGUGACAUAUAUGAGAAGAACUGUGAAGCGUUUUGGAUGCGUCUUUACCUGCCUCAGCUCCAGGGCUGUACACCUUGAAUUACUGCACUCCCUUGAUACAGACGAUUUCCUCAAUGCUCUCAUGCGAUUCAUGGCGAGGCGGGGCACUCCCAAAAAGAUCUUCUCUGACAGAGGAUCCAACUUUCAGAGAGCCAACAAGGACAUCCAAGCAAAGACACGCAGCUGGAUUACAGAUAAUAAGAUUGGCAAUGCGUUACACAGGAGAGACAUCGAGUGGGUUUUCCAUCCGCCCAUGGCUUCCCACAUGGGUGGUGUAUGGGAGCGGCAAAUUCGGUCUAUAAGGAAAAUCUUAGCCUCUAUUAUUGGUAUGCAAAAGGUUGAUGAUAGCAGGUUACACACAUUGUUCUGUGAAGUCGAAGCCACACUCAACAGUCGUCCACUCACUGCUGCACCGGGUGACGCAUCUGAGCCUGCAGCUCUUACACCAGAUCAUAUACUUCGACUAGGAAAGGACUUCUGUUUACCUAUGGGUGAUGUUUCCCAGGGUGAGAUUCUUCGUAGACGCUGGAUUCAUGCACAGGCGUUGGCAGAUAGAUUCUGGAAGCGUUGGAGAACAGAGUAUCUCCACUCCCUUCGGAUGCGACAGCGUAAGAUUGAGCCCUCCCGCAACCUGUGCAUUGGUGAUGUAGUCCUCAUUACUGACCCCAACCUACCAAGGAAUCGGUGGCGUCUGGGAAGAGUCAUCCAGGUAUUCCCAGGCUCUGAUGGCUUAGUCAGGAAGGUUCGCCUACAUACUAGCUCUGGAAAUCUAACCCGGCCGAUCGUGAAGCUAUGCCUUUUGGAAAUGGAUAUCGAUUCUGCUCGAGAUUUAUGUAGAUCUACUACUUAG